AUGUUACUGGAAAAGACAGAGCUCAAAAAAUCCGACUCCUCCGCCGAGGCUACUCCGCCAAUCCGAGAACAAGGGGCGCGGCUGACCGAAAUGCUCGAGCCUAACCCUACGCAGUCCCAGCCCACGGAUGAGCUCGACACGGAGAUUAGAGAGGCCCAGGCGCAGCUCGCAAAUUUGAAGCGGCAGCGACGGCUCCUUGAGAUCCAACAACAAGUUGCUGAUGAGCAGAUAGCGCUUGAGGUGGCUUGGAACCGGCUCGCGGCUACCACCAGCAAAGAUUGCUCGCCCACUAUCGGCCCUGUUGCGAAGGACUCGGUCAAUGCACAAUACAGGGGGCUUGCAGCACCGAUGCAAACCGGGGACAGCAAGGCUGGUAUUAUCCAAGCUCCAGACAAUAUUCUCCCUGCACCAUCUGAGCAAGCUGUCAGCCCCUCUUUCCGUGCGCCCCAGCUGAACCUUUCACUUGUUAAAACCGAAAAUACAGACUCGAAUGGCGCCGCAGACCCGAAUUUGGAACGAUUACGGGAACUUGCUGCAGCUACUAGAUCGGCCUCGUCACCUUCCCAAGUUCCAGUCCCAAACGUGCCAGUCUACCAUGGUCGAGCCCUCGGGGAAUUCAAGAACUACGCUAUGAGCCUGGAGUGUCAUUUCAACAGAUAUCUAGAUUGGUACAAUACCGACGAGCGCAAAGUCACCCGGGCCCUAAAGCACGUUGCCCUUAAUCUGGAAGAUAAGUGGAAGCGACAGAUACGCGAAAGGCCCAGUGAACAAGUUACAUUUGGUCGAUUUUGCACUUUCCUUAUUCACCAGCUCCAGAAUGGAGUCUAUCCGAAAGUGGCCAAAGCGCGCUACAUAAAUAGCUACCAGCGCCCAUCCCAGUCCGUGACUGAUUUUUCCAACUGGUUGCAGCAAUGGGAGCCGCAUUUCGACAAUGAUUUCUCUGAGCGUGAUCGCAUGCGCCAUCUCUUUGAGCAUCUGUCGAAUAGGGUCCGCGACGAGGCUGACAAGACCUACCUGGAAUUCAUCCAUUAUUACGAUUUUGUAAUCUACCUGCAAAGUGUCGAGGAUUCUAUUGAUAAACGUGCCGGACCACUAGACAAGAAGUUUAGCAACCCUAGGAAGCGACCUCGCACCCACAGCUGA
Penicillium arizonense is the source of this 1143-nucleotide messenger RNA. RefSeq lists its product as uncharacterized. NCBI's taxonomy places the organism in Eukaryota, Fungi, Ascomycota, Eurotiomycetes, Eurotiales, Aspergillaceae. Bases 1 to 1143 code for a protein of 380 amino acids. The transcript has a single exon. The record is from RefSeq and is a predicted model, not a curated record.